UGGGACUACGUGUACGACCGACUACGGUUAUAUGAUCAGGAAAUGAUCAAGGGAUACUCCCAGGAUAUCGACAACCUCCUCAUCUUUGUGCCCGCCCCUGCGUCUGUCGAACCGCUGAAUAUGUCCUUUCAGGCCGAUUCCCAUGUGGUCGCGAUCAACACGCUCUGGUUCCUGAGCCUGAUCCUCGCCCUCGCCUCCGCUCUCCUCGGCAUAUUCGUGAAGCAAUGGCUUCGCGAGUACAUGGCAUGGCCGAACAUCUCCCCCGUUCAGCACGCCAUACAGCUUCGGGAGUUCCGCUACGAUGCCUUUCAAAACUGGAAAGUCCCCACUAUCGUG
This is a messenger RNA of Punctularia strigosozonata HHB-11173 SS5, 336 nucleotides long. RefSeq lists its product as uncharacterized. The transcript has 2 exons. The record is from RefSeq and is a predicted model, not a curated record. The annotation marks the transcript as partial. NCBI's taxonomy places the organism in Eukaryota, Fungi, Basidiomycota, Agaricomycetes, Corticiales, Punctulariaceae.